Messenger RNA from Merops nubicus (carmine bee-eater), 1639 nucleotides. RefSeq names its product dystrotelin (gene DYTN). Gene Ontology annotation, biological process: synaptic signaling. The record is from RefSeq and is a predicted model, not a curated record. Lineage: Eukaryota; Metazoa; Chordata; Aves; Coraciiformes; Meropidae. Gene Ontology annotation, cellular component: plasma membrane.
AACACCCAAUGCCAUCUGUUCACUUCAGAUGGAUCCAGACUUGCAGGAACUAGCAGGUAACCAGCUGGAGCUUUCUGUCUACAGAACAGCCCUAAAACUAUGCUGUGUACAAAGUCUUUGCCAGUUGGAUUUGAUUGAUGUUUCUCUGUUUCAGCACCUCCUAAAAGGUGAACAGAGCCAGAGGGAAAAGCAGAUCUCUCUGAAAGUGCAGCAGAUCUCUGUAAUGCUCACCAAACUCUUCAUUCUUCUCCACUUGCUUCCAGCUUUCUGGUAUCCUGAUGGGAAGGUGGCCUUGAUUACCUGUGGUGCCCUGAAGCUACUGACAGACUUAAAUCAGGCUCUGCUGAAUUUGACAGAUGUUGAAGAAUAUUUCCUGUCUUGGCUGAAGUUGGAACCUGCUGUUCUCCAGUGGUUCCCUACAUGUUACAGAUUAUCAGCCACAGAAGUGGUUUCUCAUCAAGCUAGAUGGAGAGUCUGCAAAACUCUCCCCACUACAGGCCUCAGGUGUAUGGCAGCAAUGGCAAGUGCCAGGCACCUCCUCCACACCAUCAAGAACAACCUCUUUCAAGAGCGCCGCAGGAGGAAGGAGGCUCAGAGGAGGAGGGCUCUGGAGAUGGCAGAGGAGAAGCACUUCCCUACUCACAAAAAGGCUUUUCCCCCUGCAGAGCUCAGUGCUCCACCACCACCUGGCCCUGAGAACCCAUCUUCCCCAGUGGACAGACCUGUCCUGGAGUCCCCCAGGUUCAUGACUGAAGAGAGAACUGUACUGCAGAAGAGUGAGAAUAACAGCAAGGCACCAGAGCAAGGCCAGACAAAAUCUCAGGCAGUUGUCUCUUUUGAAGCAGAUGUGUUAAAAAUACACAAAUCCCUCAAAAGCAUUCACAAUGAAACCAGGUACAUGAGGAAGCAGCUAAACAAAUGGAAGGAGGAAAUGCAAUUUCUUCACAACUGCCAGGAAGAUAAAAGCUGCAAAAUAGAGGCAAAGCUCCAAAGCCUGAGAGCAAGCCAUGAAAACCUGCAAAUGAAGCUGCAGCAAAUGAAGCAAGAAGUAAAGACAAUGUUGCAGUCAUCAGAGCCUCCUUUUGCACAUCAUCAGAAUAUGAUACCAAGAAAUCCACAUGUCCAGCUGGAAAGGAGAAUGCAGAGUGGAUUAAAUCCUGCCCAGAUAAGUCCCACUUCCAGAACAUGUGCAGACAGGCAAUCUUUGAAUCCCCCCAACUCUGCAAAUAGAAUGCAGCUUCUACAGACCCCUGAGGUUCCAACUGCAGUGGACUUUAUGCUCUCAGAAGACCCACUGGAGUCAGUGUCCCUGCAGAGCAACAGACCUUUUAUGGGGCAAUAUAAAAAACCAAAUGAGAAUCAAACACAUCUGCCUGGACUGACAGGAGACUCCCCUGAUGCCAUGAUGAGGAAUACAGUUCCUAGUCCCACAGCAGUGCAUAUGGCACCUGCUGAGAAGGAAGUCAGUGAGGAAAUGGAACUGCAGCAGCUAGUGAUGAAACUGGAAGAUGUAUUGUCCUUCCAAGCCCAAACAGCUCAACAGUCUGCUUUGGAGCAGGAGCUCUUCUCUGCAGCUGAACGUGUUUGCAGAUCCUUUUCUGACCUCAUCAGCCAAGUAACUUCACCAGCUUAUAAAUGA